Gorilla gorilla gorilla (western lowland gorilla) is the source of this 1283-nucleotide messenger RNA. It is a transcript of the gene KRTAP10-9, whose product is annotated as keratin associated protein 10-9. The transcript has a single exon. Gene Ontology annotation, cellular component: keratin filament. The record is from RefSeq and is a predicted model, not a curated record. The coding region runs from base 71 to 949 and encodes 292 amino acids. Lineage: Eukaryota; Metazoa; Chordata; Mammalia; Primates; Hominidae.
CUCACACACUCACUCACUGACACACUGACACACUCACACCUCCCCCAGCUCACCUCCUCCCCACUCCAGCAUGGCCGCGUCCACCAUGUCCGUCUGCUCCAGCGCUUACUCCGACUCCUGGCAGGUGGACGACUGCCCAGAGAGCUGCUGUGAGCCCCCCUGCUGCACCCCCAGCUGCUGCGCCCCAGCCCCCUGCGUGACCCUGGUCUGCACCCCAGUGAGCUGUGUGUCCAGCCCCUGCUGCCAGGUGGCCUGUGAGCCCAGCCCCUGCCAGUCAGGCUGCACCAGCUCCUGCACGCCCUCGUGCUGCCAGCAGUCUAGCUGCCAGCCGGCUUGCUGCACCUCCUCCCCCUGCCAGCAGGCCUGCUGCGUGCCCGUCUGCUGCAAGCCUGUGUGCUGUGUGCCCGUCUGCUGUGGGGCUUCUUCAUGCUGCCAACAGUCUAGCUGCCAGCCAGCUUGCUGUGCCUCUUCCUCCAGCCAGCAGGCCUGCUGUGUGCCUGUCUGCUGCAAACCUGUGUGCUGUGCGCCCACCUGCUCUGAGGAUUCCUCUUCAUGCUGCCAACAGUCUAGCUGCCAGCCAGCUUGCUGCACUUCCUCCCCCUGCCAGCAGGCCUGCCGUGUGCCCGUCUGCUGUAAGCCUGUCUGCUGCAAACCCGUCUGCUGUGUGCCUGUCUGCUCUGGGGCUUCCUCUCUGUGCUGCCAGCAGUCUAGCUGCCAGCCGGCUUGCUGCACCACCUCCUGCUGCAGACCCUCCUCCUCCGUGUCCCUCUUCUGCCGCCCCGUGUGCAGGCCCGCCUGCUGUGUGCCCAUCCCCUCCUGCUGUGCCCCCACCUCCUCCUGCCAGCCCAGCUAUUGCCGCCAGGCCUCCUGUGUGUCCCUCCUCUGCCGCCCCGUGUGCUCCCACCCGGCCUGCUACAGCUUCUCCUCAGGCCAGAAGUCCAGCUGCUGACGGCCAUGUCCCCCAGGGCCAGCCGGGCUCAGGCCCCACCUCUCUUCCAGUCCUUGGAAGCCCCUGACCUCCCAGCCCACCCAGCCUCAGCACAGCUCAACACAGAAGGAGCAGCCCCACCCACAGCCGCCCAGCCCCGGGGUGGGGUCUCAGAUGCACACUGGCUCCUCCCUGACCUCCCCCCCGGGCGGGCGAGCCCUGGCUGCUCCUCACGGUGCUUCCUGGCUGCAGACCACAACCCUCCACUGGUCGGGAAUGGGCCCCCCGACACAGGUCUCGCCCCCAGGAGCGUCACCCUCUGCCUCUGAGCACCAAUAAAGUGUCUGCGGCCCCA